AUGAGUGUGCUGCGGGAGAGCGGCGAGGCCAAUAUGGCUUCCUGCACCUGGUGACGGUAGAAGAAAUAAGUCUCAUGGAGAAACCCCGGAGCGUUGAGGAGACCCCAUCUUCAGAACCAAUGGAGGAAGAAGAGGAAGAUGAUGAUUUGGAACUGUUUGGAGGCUAUGAUAGUUUCCGGAGCUACAACAGCAGUGUGGGCAGUGAGAGCAGCUCCUAUCUGGAGGAGUCCAGUGAAGCCGAAAAUGAGGACCGAGAAGCAGGGGAGCUUCCCACCUCUCCCCUGCAUUUGCUCAGCCCUGGGACUCCCCGCUCCUUGGAUGGCAGUGGUUCUGAACCAGCUGUCUGUGAGAUGUGUGGUAUCGUGGGCACACGGGAAGCCUUCUUCUCCAAGACCAAGAGGUUCUGCAGUGUCUCCUGUUCCAGGAGCUACUCCUCCAACUCCAAAAAAGCUAGUAUCCUGGCCAGAUUACAGGGAAAACCGCCCACCAAGAAAGCCAAAGUCCUUCAUAAGGCAGCCUGGUCUGCCAAAAUCGGAGCCUUCCUCCACUCCCAAGGGACAGGACAGCUAGCAGAUGGGACACCCACAGGACAAGAUGCUCUGGUCUUGGGUUUCGACUGGGGGAAGUUCCUGAAGGAUCACAGUUACAAGGCCGCCCCUGUCAGCUGCUUUAAACACGUCCCACUGUAUGACCAGUGGGAGGACGUCAUGAAGGGGAUGAAGGUGGAGGUGCUUAACAGUGACGCUGUGCUCCCCAGCCGGGUGUACUGGAUCGCCUCUGUCAUCCAGGCAGCAGGGUAUCGGGUGUUGCUUCGCUAUGAAGGCUUUGAAAAUGAUGCCAGCCAUGACUUCUGGUGCAACCUGGGAACCGUGGAUGUCCACCCCAUUGGCUGGUGUGCCAUCAACAGCAAGAUCCUGGUGCCCCCCCGGACCAUCCAUGCCAAGUUCACUGACUGGAAGGGCUAUCUCAUGAAGCGGUUGGUGGGCUCCAGGACACUUCCUGUGGAUUUCCAUAUCAAGAUGGUGGAGAGCAUGAAGUACCCCUUUAGGCAGGGCAUGCGCCUAGAGGUUGUGGACAAGACCCAGGUGUCACGGACCCGCAUGGCUGUGGUGGACACGGUAAUCGGGGGUCGCCUGCGGCUACUCUACGAGGAUGGUGACAGUGACGAUGACUUCUGGUGCCACAUGUGGAGUCCCUUGAUCCACCCAGUGGGCUGGUCACGGCGUGUUGGCCACGGCAUCAAGAUGUCAGAGAGGCGAAGCGACAUGGCCCAUCAUCCCACCUUCCGGAAAAUCUACUGUGACGCUGUUCCUUACCUGUUCAAGAAGGUACGAGCUGUCUACACAGAGGGCGGCUGGUUUGAGGAGGGAAUGAAGCUGGAGGCCAUUGACCCGCUAAACCUGGGCAACAUCUGUGUGGCGACCAUCUGCAAGGUUCUCCUGGACGGCUACCUGAUGAUCUGUGUGGACGGGGGCCCCUCCACAGAUGGCUCGGACUGGUUCUGUUACCACGCCUCUUCCCACGCCAUCUUCCCAGCCACCUUCUGCCAAAAGAAUGACAUUGAGCUCACACCCCCAAAAGGGUAUGAGACACAAACUUUCAACUGGGACACCUACUUGGAGAAGACCAAGUCGAGAGCAGCUCCAUCAAGACUCUUCAACAUGGACUGCCCCAACCAUGGCUUCAAGGUGGGCAUGAAGCUGGAGGCCGUGGACCUGAUGGAGCCCCGGCUCAUCUGUGUGGCCACAGUGAAGCGGGUGGUGCACCGGCUCCUCAGCAUCCACUUCGAUGGCUGGGACAACGAGUAUGACCAGUGGGUGGACUGCGAGUCCCCAGACAUCUACCCCGUCGGCUGGUGCGAGCUCACCGGCUACCAGCUCCAGCCUCCUGUGGCUGCAGAACCAGCCACACCUCUGAAAGCCAAAGAGGCCACAAAGAAGAAAAAGAAACAAUUUGGAAAGAAAAGGAAAAGGAUUCCACCGACCAAGACUCGGCCCCUCAGACAGGGGUCCAAGAAGCCCCUGCUGGAGGACGACCUGCAGGCUGCGGGGAAGGUCUCAUCGGAGCCCAUUGCUGACGAGAGUAAGAGCCGCCGGUCAUUGCCGUGUGUGUGAAGGAAGAGCACCUGGACACAGCUUCACCUGACAAGGCUCCUAGUCCAGAGCUGCCUGUCCCCCUGGACAACAUCAAGCAAGAGACAGAUGACUGAGCCCACCUGGGCUGGAGCAGAGGGGAGGCCGGGCUCCUCUGUGCCACCACCCCUCCACCCGACUUGAGUUGGGAGACUGAGCCUUUCUUGGGUCCACCCUGCCUGGUGUGUGGAGGCUGCGAGCUGAAGAACCUACCUGUUGCCUCCACCCUCCUCUGGAGAGGCCUGCAUGCCUGGGACUGCCUGAGGCCCCAAACUGGUCUGAGUGACUCCCUAUGCGGCCCAGGCUCCUGAAGCUGGUGCACUUGUUGCCCACCCUACUGUACCCCCACCGGUGGGCACUGCUGCCAUCACGCUGGAAGACGAGGGACAAGACGGUGUGUGAUCCACCUGUACAUUUGCCCAAGAAUAAAAUUACGAAGCAGCUCUGAGUGGAAGGUCCCCGGGCUGACAGUGAGAGGUGGGACAGGAGCAGCUCUGCCUACGUCAAUCCAGGCAGAAGGCCCUGAGCGCCUUGUGCGUGGACACCCUGCUCCUCCUUGCACCCUCAGGCCUGCAGUGGCAGGCAGCAGAGAAGCACUGACCGGGAUAAUGGGUGUUGGUGACAUGUGAGGUGGCCUUUACCCCUUUUCUCUGUUGGCAUGCGCACUGGCUGACAUUUCCUAAAAGGACAGUGGGGGAGGCUUACAGGGCCUGGGCCUCCUGGGCCAACUUGGUGAUGGGGGAGGCCAGGCUGCUUGCUGCUAGGGACAGCAGCGUAGAGUGAGCUCAGCCCUUCUAGUUUGGGUUGAACCUGCCUGACAUUUUCAUUCCUUGUCCUUGUUAACCUGGGUCUGGUAUGGCCUUGACCUAGGGUAUGACCAGCUCUGCUGCCCAAGAACCAUUAAGGACAAUCUUCCCACUCCUUCCCAGCACCCCCUGGGGUAGGGGAGGAGCAGGUAUAGCAGGUGUGCCCGCCAGCUCACUUUUCUUACUGUCCAAGUUCUUUCAAUUCCUUACUUGAUUCUCUCCACUAGUCUCUGAAAGUGUACUCUCGAAGUUCAUCUGGUGUCUGCCCAGGUUCCAGCUGCUUUUGCUCCUCCCAGUUAGUCUUCUUCAAAACUGAUCCAUCCUGCCUUUCCCAUAGCAUCCCAGAACCUAGGGUGGAGGCAGCUAGGUCCCCAGCCCUUCCCUUCCCACCUGUGUGUUGGACGGUGGCCAUGUGGGUCCCUCUGUCCUGCAAGGGCUAUAGCUGUGCUGCCCUGUCCAGCUGCCUUUUGGGCCUGCCAAGGCCCUUGAGCCCCAUGCAGGCAACCUGGGUCUGGGUCUGUCUGCUGCUUGCCGAGGUGUGCAGACUAGGCUGGCUCAGGACCUGGGACAGGUCCAUGCCUGAGAUGGGGGUGUAGGCAUCAGUCAUCACAGGCUGGGCCUUUCUGGACAGGUGCAGAGAAAGCUUGGUUCUGUUGCCCUUGCUAAAGCCCUGGUUAGAACACAGGCCCAGAAAAUGGCCCAUUGGCCCAGGCUGAUUUCCUUAAGUAAAUAAAUAGGCUUGAAAAAUGGAAGAUCACUGGGUUGCCUCAAGACCCAGGCAGGUCUCUGUCCAGAACAGCUAUUCCUGCCCUCAGCAUAUGCCAGCUUCCAGACUUAGGUGGUGACAAGUUAGUGACAUUAGCCCCUGGGGGGAGGAUAUUGGGAGAAAGAGGGUCCCAGGGUGCAGUUUGGCUCUUCUGUCUGCUCAGGAGCCCAGCUGACAGACCCAGGUCCAGGCUGCCUGCAUGGGUCUCAAGGGCCAUUUCAUCAGGUACCUUAGCAGUUAGGCAUUGUCCAGACCCAAGAGUUUCUGGGACAAGUGGCUUAUAUGCCAUUUGACCUUUUGUUCCUUCCUGAAUGAAGUCAUGAGCAGAAGGUCCCCAUGAUGAGGGCAGAGCUGCAGGACAUGCUGGGUGCCACUCUGGCCCAGGCCUGGCCUCCCCAGGCUCCUCCAUUUAUAUUAGACAGUUAACUCCCCUACGUGCUAAAGUCCAGUCUGUUACCACGGUAUCGAGGGUGAAGACAAUAAGUUUCUACCCAAAGAAGACCACAGAGUAAAUGGCAUCUGCCAUCACCAGCUAAGUGCCCUCUCCCCCUAACAACCACUAAUUUGUACUAAUUUGUCCUUACAUUUCUGCUGUUCCCCUCCCCAAAGGGAGCAUGGAACUUUUCCAUCCCUAGUUCCUCACUCAGACCUGGUAAAAAGUUGGGAUCCAUGAGUGUUCAUGAAAUAUAAGAAAGUGCACCUGAUUCGUGUUGCUGGUGCUGUAGGUCAGUUUGAUUUGUCACAGAUGGAAGUGUCAACCUCUUAGAAAUUUUUACUCAAGAUUCAGAGUGAGCUAUGUGCCUCAUCUCACCCUUGGGUAGAACUGAAGGUCCUGGAGUCUCAGUAAUGGGUUGCUGGCUAGGAAGAGUCCCAGAACUCUCCUCCUGCUGCCCCUGCCUGAGUCCCCUUUAGGGUUGCUGGUACAGAUCAGACCAAACCCUGCAGGAAACCACCCCACACCUCUCCGCCUUCCCAGGACCAUCCUGGAAUGACCACCCUGUUCAAGGGCAGGGGAGCAAGGGAACAACCACGUCUUAACGAGAGCUUCCCACGCCAGCAUGAGACCAAGGACAGGGUUAGCUUAUGUGCCUUCACAGUAACCCUGUGAGGCACACACUGACCUCGCUCUGAGGUGAGGUUUUGUAACUUGGUUGCUUAAAUCUACAAUGUUAAGUAACAGUGGUGGGGUUAAGCCCAGGGCCCUGCCAUAUUACCAACAGGACUCCCAUUUGUCCCAUCAACAUCAUGGAGCACUUGUGUGUGCCAGAUACCAUGUUGGGACCUCAAGGGGAAAAGAUGUGCAGCCUCAUGCCCUCAGUAGGCUGGCACCUCCAGUCUGGAACACUGCCAGGGUUGGAGCCCUUAGCCUUCAAUUCCUCCAUAUCCCUGGGGAGAAACUGCUAUUCAUUAAAAUAACCCAGAACUCCAGCUUGCACUAGGAAUUGGUACUUAUGGUGCUUAACCACUGAGCCACAUCACCAGCUCCAUUUUUUUCUUCUUCUUCUUCUUUGAGACAGGGUGUUGGUAAAUUGCUGAGACUGGCCUUGAACUUGGGAUCCUCCUGCCUCAGCCUCCCAAGCUGCUGGGAUUACAGGCAGGCACCACCAUGCCCAGCUAGCACUAGGAGUAGUUCCAUGUCAGAAAUGGAUCAAAUGGCCUGAGUUCCCGAUUCCUGCUGAAACCCUGUCUGGAGGUGGACUCCUCAGAUCUUCACUCCUGAGCCCAGCUCAGCAUCCCUCAUGUCUCUGCUGGGGCUGACUGGGAGAAGCAUCAGGGCUGUUUAACAGUACAGUGCUUGGAAGAAGGUCAGUGCCACAUGAGUGUCAGAUGAGACCAAUGUUGCUGAGUCACUAAAGCUAGCAUCAGGUCUGGCUUCUAAGGCAGAUCUUGCCUGCCACUGGGGGUCUUACCUCACUCCCAGCCUACAGAACACUGAAUUGUCUUUCCUCCAAAAAGAUAUGUUGGAGUCUUAACCCCCAGUAACUCGGAGUCUGAACUUAUUUGGAAAGAGGAUCUUAACAGAGGUAAUGAAAUUAAAACGAGGUUCUUUUAGGGUGGGCCCUGUUCCAAUGUGACUGGUAUCCUUUAAAAAGAGGGAUUUGCAGAGACAGAGGAGAGGCAAGAUAUCAGGUGAAGAUGGAGGCAGGUAGGAUUAUGCCACCAUCAGCCACAGAAUGUCUCAGGCUGCCAGCAGCUAGCAGCAAGAAAGGAUCCUUCCACUCCAGGCUUCAGGAACAGUGUAGUCCUGCCAACACCUUGAUUUCCAACUUCCAGUCUACAGAACAGUCACAUUUCUGUUAUUCUAAACGACCCAAUUCCUAGUGCCUUGUUGUAGCAGCCCCCAGGGAACUCACACAAACCCCAUCCAAUGGCCCCAAGGCAGCCCUGAGGCCUUGGGCCCUGCCACCAGCCCUAGGCCAACCUUGUCUGCUCCUUGCUGUGUUCGCUUGAUGGGGGUCCUCCUGACACCAGGGUUGAAGGCUGGUGUCCGCCUGGCCUUCCUGGCAGCCCAGCCUGGACAGGCUUUGAAGACAGCAGCUGCAGCCUUCACCCUCUGGCCACGGGCACUGGGAGGGGUGGCACAGGUGGCCCCCACCCGCAGGUUCAGCCCAGUGAGCCACCUGAGGAGGGAAGAGAGCAGGGGAGCCCACUGUGCUGGUGUGCCGUCGGGAGCCUUCCCGAGAAUGAGGGGUGGUGGGGAAACGGGCAGCAACUGUGCUCAGAGUCCUGGCUCAGGAUCACCAUCCAUGUGACCUCGAAGUUACUGCAAGCCUCAGACCCCUUCUCCAUGAAGGCGGAAUGAGAAUAGUAAGUUCAGAGGGCUUAUGACAGACCAGGUGCUAUUCACGUUAAUCUGUGUAUGCUAACUAAUUCAGCUGAAUUCUUACAGCAGCCACGAUGAGGUAAAUUCAAUACCCAUCCCCUUUUCACAGAUGGGCACAGACAGGUUAUGUGGCUUGUGUGUGUUGGUAAAAUCUCAGAGUCCAGGUCUGCCUGAC
Molecule: messenger RNA, 6703 nt
Organism: Sciurus carolinensis (gray squirrel)
Lineage: Eukaryota; Metazoa; Chordata; Mammalia; Rodentia; Sciuridae
Gene: L3mbtl2
Product: L3MBTL histone methyl-lysine binding protein 2
Exons: 17
Coding region: 75-2114 (679 amino acids)
Biological process (GO): regulation of DNA-templated transcription
Cellular component (GO): nucleus
Molecular function (GO): zinc ion binding
Source: RefSeq, a predicted model, not a curated record